This is a messenger RNA of Pan troglodytes (chimpanzee), 3321 nucleotides long. RefSeq names its product acyl-CoA dehydrogenase medium chain (gene ACADM). The transcript has 12 exons. Gene Ontology annotation, biological process: medium-chain fatty acid catabolic process; fatty acid beta-oxidation. Gene Ontology annotation, cellular component: cytoplasm; mitochondrion. Gene Ontology annotation, molecular function: flavin adenine dinucleotide binding; medium-chain fatty acyl-CoA dehydrogenase activity. NCBI's taxonomy places the organism in Eukaryota, Metazoa, Chordata, Mammalia, Primates, Hominidae. The coding region runs from base 428 to 1693 and encodes 421 amino acids. The record is from RefSeq and is a predicted model, not a curated record.
AAGUACCCCCACAGUUCAGCUCCACCGGGCCCUCCCAGCCCCGCCGCCGUCCCCCUCCCCCGCCCUGGCUCUCUUUCCGCGCUGCUGUCAGCCUCGGCGUCCCACAGAGAGGGCCAGAGGUGGAAACGCAGAAAACCAGACCAGGAUUAUCAGAGAUUGCCCGGAGAGGGGAUGCGACCCCUCCCCAGGUCGCAGCGACGGCGCACGCAAGGGUCACUGAGCAUGCGUUGGCUACCCGGCGCCGGGGACCGCUCCCACCCCGCCUACCGCAGCGCCCCGUCCUUCCGCAGCCCAACCGCCUCUUCCCGCCCCGCCCCAUCCCGCCCACGGGCUCCAGUGGGCGGGACCAGAGGAGUCCCGCGUUCGGGGAGUAUGUCAAGGCCGUGACCCGUGUAUUAUUGUCCGAGUGGCCGGAACGGGAGCCAACAUGGCAGCGGGUUUCGGGCGAUGCUGCCGGGUCCUGAGAAGUAUUUCUCGUUUUCAAUGGAGAUCACAGCAUACAAAAGCCAAUCGACAACGUGAACCAGGAUUAGGAUUUAGUUUUGAGUUCACCGAACAGCAGAAAGAAUUUCAAGCUACUGCUCGUAAAUUUGCCAGAGAGGAAAUCAUCCCAGUGGCUGCAGAAUAUGAUAAAACUGGUGAAUAUCCAGUCCCCCUAAUUAGAAGAGCCUGGGAACUUGGUUUAAUGAACACACACAUUCCAGAGAACUGUGGAGGUCUUGGACUUGGAACUUUUGAUGCUUGUUUAAUUAGUGAAGAAUUGGCUUAUGGAUGUACAGGGGUUCAGACUGCUAUUGAAGGAAAUUCUUUGGGGCAAAUGCCUAUUAUUAUUGCUGGAAAUGAUCAACAAAAGAAGAAGUAUUUGGGGAGAAUGACUGAGGAGCCAUUGAUGUGUGCUUAUUGUGUAACAGAACCUGGAGCAGGCUCUGAUGUAGCUGGUAUAAAGACCAAAGCAGAAAAGAAAGGAGAUGAGUAUAUUAUUAAUGGUCAGAAGAUGUGGAUAACCAACGGAGGAAAAGCUAAUUGGUAUUUUUUAUUGGCACGUUCUGAUCCAGAUCCUAAAGCUCCUGCUAAUAAAGCCUUUACUGGAUUCAUUGUGGAAGCAGAUACCCCAGGAAUUCAGAUUGGGAGAAAGGAAUUAAACAUGGGCCAGCGAUGUUCAGAUACUAGAGGAAUUGUCUUCGAAGAUGUGAAAGUGCCUAGAGAAAAUGUUUUAAUUGGUGACGGAGCUGGUUUCAAAGUUGCAAUGGGAGCUUUUGAUAAAACCAGACCUGUAGUAGCUGCUGGUGCUGUUGGAUUAGCACAAAGAGCUUUGGAUGAAGCUACCAAGUAUGCCCUGGAAAGGAAAACUUUCGGAAAGCUACUUGUAGAGCACCAAGCAAUAUCAUUUAUGCUGGCUGAAAUGGCAAUGAAAGUUGAACUAGCUAGAAUGAGUUACCAGAGAGCAGCUUGGGAGGUUGAUUCUGGUCGUCGAAAUACCUAUUAUGCUUCUAUUGCAAAGGCAUUUGCUGGAGAUAUUGCAAAUCAGUUAGCUACUGAUGCUGUGCAGAUACUUGGAGGCAAUGGAUUUAAUACAGAAUAUCCUGUAGAAAAACUAAUGAGGGAUGCCAAAAUCUAUCAGAUUUAUGAAGGUACUUCACAAAUUCAAAGACUUAUUGUAGCCCGUGAACACAUUGACAAGUACAAAAAUUAAAAAAAUUACUGUAGAAAUAUUGAAUAACUAGAACACAAGCCACUGUUUCAGCUCCAGAAAAAAGAAAGGGCUUUAACGUUUUUUCCAGUGAAAACAAAUCCUCUUAUAUUAAAUCUAAGCAACUGCUUAUUAUAGUAGUUUAUACUUUUGCUUAACUCUGUUAUGUCUCUUAAGCAGGUUUGGUUUUUAUUAAAAUGAUGUGUUUUCUUUAGUACCACUUUACUUGAAUUACAUUAACCUAGAAAACUACAUAGGUUAUUUUGAUCUCUUAAGAUUAAUGUAGCAGAAAUUUCUUGGAAUUUUAUUUUUGUAAUGACAGAAAAGUGGGCUUAGAAAGUAUUCAAGAUGUUACAAAAUUUACAUUUAGAAAAUAUUGUAGUAUUUGAAUACUGUCAACUUGACAGUAACUUUGUAGACUUAAUGGUAUUACCUCUGCCCGGCCGCCCCUAGCGGGAAGUGAGGAGCCCCUCUGCCCGGCCAGCCGCCCCCUCCGGGAGGGAGGUGGGGGGGUCAGCCCCCCGCCGGGCCAGCCGCCCCGUCGGGGAGGUGAGGGGCGCCUCUGCCCGGCCGCCCCUACUGGGAAGUGAGGAGCCCCUCUGCCCGGCCAGCCGCCCUGUCCGGGAGGGAGGUGGGGGGUCAGCCCCCCGCCCGGCCAGCCGCCCCGCCCGGGAGGGAGGUGGGGGGGGUCAGCCCCCCGCCCGGCCAGCUGCCCCGUCCGGGAGGUGAGGGGCGCUUCUGCCCGGCCGCCCCUACUGGGAAGUGAGGAGCUCCUCUGCCCGGCCACCACCCCAUCUGGGAGGUGUACUCAACAGCUCAUUGAGAACGGGCCAUGAAGACAAUGGCGGUUUUGGGGAAUAGAAAUGGGGGAAAGGUGGGGAAAAGAUUGAGAAAUCGGAUGGUUGCUGUGUCUGUGUAGAAAGAGGUAGACAUGGGAGACUUUUCAUUUUGUUCUGUACUAAGAAAAAUUCUUCUGCCUUGGGAUCCUGUUGAUCUGUGACCUUACCCCCAACCCUGUGCUCUCUGAAACAUGUGCUGUAUCCACUCAGGGUUGAAUGGAUUAAGGGCGGUGCAAGAUGUGCUUUGUUAAACAGAUGCUUGAAGGCAGCAUGUUCGUUAAGAGUCAUCACCACUCCUUAAUCUCAAGUACCCAGGGACACAAACACUGCGGAAGGCCGCAGGGUCCUCUGCCUAGGAAAACCAGAGAACUUUGUUCACUUGUUUAUCUGCUGACCUUCCCUCCACUAUUGUCCUGUGACCCUGCCAAAUCCCCCUCUGCGAGAAACACCCAAGAAUGAUCAAUAAAAAAGAAAAAAAAGUAAAUAAAAAAUAAAGUUCUUUUUACUGCAGUUUGGAAAGCAUUUGUGAAACUUUCUGUUUGGCACAGAAACAGUCAAAAUUUUGACAUUCAUAUUCUAUUUUACAGCUACAAGAACUUUCUUGAAAAUCUUAUUUAAUUCUGAGCCCAUAUUUCACUUACCUUAUUUAAAAUAAAUCAAUAAAGCUUGCCUUAAAUUAUUUUUAUAUGAUUGUUGGUCUCUAGGUAGCCUUUGGUCUAUUGUACACAAUCUCAUUUCAUAUGUUUGCAUUUUGGCAAAGAACUUAAUAAAAUUGUUCAGUGCUUAUUAUCA